UGUACCCGCCUUUUGACCCAAAUUGUUUGCCCUAAUUUUUCAUCUACAUCACUUUGUCCCCCAAAUUUUUCUCAAAGAAAUCUACGCAGGACGAAGCCCACCACAAGCUCGUCGAUUCGCUGCUCCCGACUCGAAUUGGAGAGGGGCUCGACUGUUUCGUUGCAAUUCCGAGGAGUUUGAUGGCUUCGGAGAAGGAGACCAUGGAGGGGAGCGAGAAGCAGGAGGGGGAGAAGGGGAAGGACCCAACUGAGGUUGCAGGGAAAGGCGAAGUUGCGGAAGUGGAGGGGGACAAGCGGGAAGAAGAUGAGGGCAGCGAGAAGGUGGAUGGAGACGAGGAGAUGGAGGAAGCAGGAAAGGAGGGGGAUGAAAUUGGCGAAGAGAGGGAAGAGGAAGGAAAAGGGGGAAAGGAUGAGGACGAGGAAGAGGAGGAUGAAGCGAAGGGGGGAAAUAAAGGGAAGAGAAUCGGGAAGAGGGGUUCGAGGGGAAAGAAAACGAGUGAGGCUGGGGACUUGUCGUCGCCGAGGACGCCUGGGAGCGAAAGGCCGACGAGGGAGAGGAAGACGGUGGAAAGGUUUAUGGUGACGGAUACACCUAGGGUUUCUGCAGCUAAGCCUUUGUCAAUUGAGAAGGGUCAAGGCACACAAUUCAAGGAUAUACCUAACGUGGCUUUCAAGUUGUCCAAGAGAAAAGCUGAUGAGAACCUGCAGCUUCUUCACACCAUUCUUUUUGGCAAGAAAGCAAAGGCUCACUCUUUGAAGAAAAACAUUGGUCUAUUUUCUGGUUUUGUAUGGACGGACAAUGAGGAAAAGCAGAAGGCUAAAGUGAAGGAGAAAUUAGACAAAUGUGUGAAGGAAAAGUUGUUGGACUUUUGUGAUAUUUUGAAUAUUUCAGUUAAUAAAGCUUCAACAAGGAAGGAGGAAUUAUCUGCUAAGUUGUUCGAGUUCCUUGAAUCCCCCCAUGCUACUACAGAUAUCUUGCUAGCAGAGAAGGAGAAUGCUAAGAAGCGGAAGAGUAAAGGUUCAGCUAGAAAAAGUCAAGGUUCGAGGAAAUCUACUAAGAAACAGAAAGUUGAUUCUGAUUCUGCGAAGAGGCGAAAAGAGUCUGCUGCUGAAGAUGAUGGUAAAAGUGAACCUUCAGAAAAUGAGGAUGACCAGGAUGAGGCAGCUCCUGCAGCAGAAAGUGAUGCCGAAGAGAAUGUGUCAGAAGAGGAGACAAAUGACGAUCAAGAUGAGGAAGAGAAGCAGAAUGUUGUGGAGAAGGGUUCUGCCAAGCAAAGUGCUAUAAAAGACACUCGUAGCUCUGGUGGGAAGUCCAAGACUUCUGAUAAACCUGUGGGAAAAUCUUCAAGUUCGAAAUCAAAAAAGCAAACUGCUGAAGCUGAAUCUGAGAAAAAUACUAAGCCACGUGUAACUAAGAAACAGAAAGCUGAGAAAGAUGCCAGUCCACCGGGAAAGACUGCAUCUCCCAGCAAGAAGAGGUCGAGCAGGUCUUCAAAGAAAGCCACCGAAAAGGAUGAAGACGAGGAUAGUGAAAUAGCUGUGAAAGAGCCUACCCGAGAAGAAAUGCAUGCUGUAGUAGUGAAUAUGCUAAAGCAAGUGGAUUUCAACAAGGCAACUUUAUCAGACAUCCUCAAACAACUAGGAGCACACUUUGAAGUAGAUUUGAUCCACCGGAAAGCUGAGGUAAAGGAUAUAAUAACCGAGGUAAUACAGAACAUGUCCGAUGAUGAGGAUGAUGAGGAUGAAUCUGGGGAUGAAGAUGAACCUGGUAAAGACGCAGGGGAUGACUAAGAGACAAUACCGGAACAUUUGAUCCCUGUUUUUCCAGAGCUUCGGACACCAACUGCUCCAGCCAAGGUUGCCUGGAAAGGCUGUAUCUGUGUUCAUGCUUCUCUUACAGUAGAGCAUUCAGACUGUAAAAUUUUCUUCCAGUUUUAGGUUUGGACAUAACUGCAGAAACUAGGAGAGACAUUAACUACAUAAUAUGUGCUAAUAUAUCUUAUAUAUUACAGUUUGAUCUGAUGUAACAGCUUUUCUUUCUUUUUUUUUUUGUUUUUGGGACCUUAUUUGUUGGAAAGUUGACUAAUUUAUCAGUGACUUCUUUGGGCACAUAUGAAUUUCUAUCAAUUAUAGAAAGUUUAUUUUAUUAUUUAUGUAUGAUAAUGAACGUGUGUGUAUGCACACACAUAUAUAUAUAUAUAUAUACACGCCAGCUGCCAUGUUCUUUGCAGGGACCACAAUUUCUGAUGGAUGGAAGUGGCGAGAUCUCAGCAGAAAUUCCAACAAUUGACUUAUCUCUCCAGAGAUCGGUGGUUGUCGAUGGAAUUUGUGGUGCUUGCCGGCGAUUCGGUUUGUUCCAUGUAAUUAAUCAUGGUGUGGAGAGUUCAGUAAUUGAGGAAGCUCUGGAUGUGAAUCUGAGAUUCUUCAGGAUGGAACCGGAGGCGAAGGAGGAGCUCAUGUCCGAUGAUGUGUACAAGGAAGUUCGAUUUUCGACUCAAAAAGGGGAUUUUGCAAGGGAUUUCCUCAAGCUUUACGCCUACCCUCUCGAUCAAUACAUCGCUUGCUGGCCACAAGUUCCUCUCGACUACAGGUAA
Messenger RNA from Andrographis paniculata, 2593 nucleotides. RefSeq names its product DEK domain-containing chromatin-associated protein 1-like. The transcript is spliced from 12 exons. Gene Ontology annotation, biological process: regulation of double-strand break repair; chromatin organization. NCBI's taxonomy places the organism in Eukaryota, Viridiplantae, Streptophyta, Magnoliopsida, Lamiales, Acanthaceae. The record is from RefSeq and is a predicted model, not a curated record. The coding region runs from base 180 to 1790 and encodes 536 amino acids. Gene Ontology annotation, cellular component: nucleus. Gene Ontology annotation, molecular function: DNA binding; histone binding.